GAUCAUGAGCAAUUAUGGCUGUAAUGGCUGAGCGGCCUAAGCGGUUAAGCGCUAGUUAGCAAUAGAGAAUACAUUUAUGAAUACAAGAUUAAAAAAAAUAUACUCAUCAGUAAUACCAGAAUUGUGAAAAUGAGAAUUAUGACUAGAAAAAAGUAGCUACUACUCAAUUAUCCUUUUGUCAAGAAAAUGUGCCUUUCAAUGUUGUGAUAUCGCGUUAAGAAAAAACUGCCAAAAUGUUUAAAAAAAACAAAAAAGAUAAAGCUAAACUGGAACACAAGCUUUAUCUGGCAAGAGAGACACCAGAGCUUGUGUUUGAUAUUUCUGAAUGUGAUUUAAAGGCAGUUCCUCCAGGCAUCUACUCAUUGUGCAAAGUAUUUCUUAAAGAAAAAUUAGAAUUACAAAAAAAUUCUUUAACAUCUUUGAAUGGAGGUGGUAAUUUAAGUGAUUUAUGUACACUAAAGGUAUUAAACGUUAGUUAUAAUGCAUUAACAUUUCUUCCAAAUGAAAUUGAUCAACUAACUAAUCUUCAGGAAUUAUAUGUCAAUGACAAUCACUUAAAACAACUACCUUCUACAAUUUGUCAUUUAAAGUAUCUUCAAAUUUUUGAUGUUUCAACCAACAAACUAAAAAACUUACCAGAAAAUUUGGGUAGUAUGGUCAGUCUGCAAGAAAUUAACUUAAAAAAUAAUCCAAAAUUACAUGAACUACCUAAAAGUAUCAGCUGUUUACAUAACAUGCAAUGUAUACAAAUUGACAUUACCGGCUUUACCUAUCCACCUGAGGAAAUUGUGAAAAAUGGAACUUCAUCUAUUAUGAAAUUUAUUUGUGAAGAUAUGGGUCAAGUGUAUGUAUCACAGAAUGAACCUACUGAAUUAGAGAGAAGCAAUUCUAAUAAAAGCAUUCCAAGGAGUCUUAGUAAUAGCAUAAAGGUAUUGUUUUAUUCAUGUUUUUAUCAAUUUUAAAAACGAGAAAAUAAGCUAAAAGAGACUCACUCUAUUUACCACUAAAAUUUUGCACUAUGGACAAGUAUCAUAUCUAAUGUGACAUUAUCAGCUCAAGGCGUGUGAGCAAAACAGUGUUUAGUGUUAAUAAAGGGUGAGACUCAUA
Molecule: messenger RNA, 1107 nt
Organism: Agrilus planipennis (emerald ash borer)
Lineage: Eukaryota; Metazoa; Arthropoda; Insecta; Coleoptera; Buprestidae
Product: E3 ubiquitin-protein ligase LRSAM1-like
Exons: 4
Coding region: 234-962 (242 amino acids)
Molecular function (GO): protein binding
Source: RefSeq, a predicted model, not a curated record